UAAACAAACCUGCACCGGAAGUUGUUUGUGCUGUUGCCACGUCGGAGGUACAUCGCUGUUACCGUCGAGUCUGUGCGGCGGUUCCAGUCUUGGCGUUUUGUUUUCGCCAUGUUGUGUGUGGUACUGAGCUGUUUGCUGUUUCAGGUGCUUGUGGUGUUUGGGGUGUUUGGGACUGAGCUCACGUUUGAGCUCCCUGAUAACGAUAAGCAGUGCUUCUAUGAGGAACUGGAGAAAGACGUGAGGUUUGACAUCGACUUCCAGGUCAUUUCAGGAGGCAACUAUGAUGUGGACUGCUUUGUCACUGAUCCUCAGAACAAUGUCUUGUAUAACGAGAGGAAGAAGCAGUAUGACAGCUUCUCUCACACCACAGCUAUGAAGGGAGACUACAAGGUCUGCUUUAGCAAUGAAUUCUCAACCUUUACCCAUAAAACGGUGUAUAUGGAGUUCCGCUAUGGAGACGAGGUGCCUCUCAUGCCAAUAACAAGAAGCACAGCACUCACUCAGUUAGAGUCCUCUUGUGUCUCCAUUCACGAGAUCCUGAAGGUGGUGGCUGACUCGCAGACACGGUACAGGCUACGAGAGGCACACGACCGCACAAAAGCAGAGCACCUUCUCGAGCGAGUGACCUACUGGUCUUUUGGACAAACUGUCAUGCUGUUUGUCAUCGGCAUCAGUCAAGUCAUGCUGCUAAGGAGCUUCUUCACUGAGAAGAAAGGCUCUGUAGCAGCCACCACUUAGAAUACGUAGUCUUAGAAAUUCUUCACUGCAAUUUAGAAGUGCAUCUGAAAGUUAGCAUACAUGUCCUUUAUUAAAGGGGUAGUUGAAGUUUUCCACUUCUGACCCAGUGUCUGACAAACCAGUGAAUGCCUUUUUUAUGUCUGUGUUGUUCUGUCCUUAACAAGCUGGAUUGGGAGAAAAAAAAAACACCACUCACACUUGUGCUGCGAUCCACAUCUUUCAAACUUGCACAGAUUAUUUAUUAUAUUUUUUAUUGAAAUACACUUAUCUGUUAAUGCCUUACGGUCGAACCGUCAGAUAUUGAGACCAAACAGGGUGUCUGUUGUUUGUUUCAGAAUGUUAGUUUUAUUAGUUUUGUAAUGUGUGUUAUUACCUUAAUUUAUCUGUGUCUCCCAUAAAGUGCCUUAAUGUCUUUUGUUUCCAAAUAUUUCCUACCAAGUUUACUGUUAUAUCCUUUUCUGUUGUUACUGGUUGACUGGAUUGUCAGAUUUUGUUCCUAUUUUACAUUAAUGGCUAUUUCAAAAUGAAAAUGAUUACAGUUUUUUUUUCACAAAUAAAGUGAUGUUUUCAGUUCUCUUUA
Molecule: messenger RNA, 1318 nt
Organism: Monopterus albus (swamp eel)
Lineage: Eukaryota; Metazoa; Chordata; Actinopteri; Synbranchiformes; Synbranchidae
Gene: tmed3
Product: transmembrane p24 trafficking protein 3
Exons: 3
Coding region: 109-738 (209 amino acids)
Source: RefSeq, a predicted model, not a curated record